Molecule: messenger RNA, 435 nt
Organism: Penicillium atrosanguineum
Lineage: Eukaryota; Fungi; Ascomycota; Eurotiomycetes; Eurotiales; Aspergillaceae
Product: aegerolysin family protein
Exons: 2
Coding region: 1-435 (144 amino acids)
Biological process (GO): symbiont-mediated hemolysis of host erythrocyte
Source: RefSeq, a predicted model, not a curated record
AUGAACGAUACUUUGAACGAUUUCAACAACUACAACUCCCAAUGGGUGUCCUUCCACAUCCGGGACCAUCUGAAAGAUGAGGUCUCAGUGCACCACACUGUGAUUGAAGGCGGGGAGUUCUACAACCCCGAAAAUCGCCGCAGAUCCCUGACCGAAGAAGAGGUCGACGAGAUGAAGAUCUCCGGCGGUGGAGUCGGUGAAAUCGGUGCCCAGAGCCGCCGGGGCAGUGAAGGCCGUCUUGACCUUUUUCAUGGCAAUGAUAAGAUUUGUGAGCUUCAUUGGGAGAAUCGUGGAGGAGAUUAUCUCAAUUUGGUCGAAACACUUGAUCAAAAUGAAAAGUAUAGAGUCGUGCAUGGGGGAUGGAGCCCAGAGGCUGGCCCUCUGGGACAUGUCUACGUUGACAUUACGGAGAGAGAGAAGAAGGCAAAGAACUAG